AUGGACGCCGCGUUCGACCCCCCGCCCGCGCUCGAGAUGGAGAUGGAACCGCGCGAGCUCGUCCGCGGCGAAAGCGCGAAGGCGACGCGAUGCUUCACGACCGUGCUUCUGCGAGCGAUGCGCGCGUCCCGGGAGCCGUCGCUGACGCGCGAGGAGUCGAUCGCGUGGGCGUCGUACGUCGUCGUGAAGAUCGCGGCGAGGAUGAUACGCUGCCAUCCGACCCCGAGCGCGUUCGACGAGCUCUUGCGCGCGAUGGCGGCGACGCGGGUCGUCGACGCCGACGCCGCCGGCGACGGCGCGAGUUGGCGCGCGACGAGACGCGCCGCGGGCUGGCUCUUGUUGCGCGAGCUGCGGCGAGACCGCGGCGCGGAGACGAGGGCGUCGAGAUGGGCGAUGGAGUUGGCGACGCGAAUAGCGGCGGAGGGAGGUCCAGAGGAAGGAGGUGGGGGUGGGGUAGAAGGAGAACGGUACGACCGCGCGCGCGAGUACGAGAGAACGCUCUUCGGCUCGUUCGAGGUCGACGCGAGCGUCGACGCGGGCGUCCGCGCGUUUUUCUUCCUUUAG
Messenger RNA from Micromonas pusilla CCMP1545, 564 nucleotides. RefSeq lists its product as uncharacterized. The coding region runs from base 1 to 564 and encodes 187 amino acids. The transcript has a single exon. NCBI's taxonomy places the organism in Eukaryota, Viridiplantae, Chlorophyta, Mamiellophyceae, Mamiellales, Mamiellaceae. The record is from RefSeq and is a predicted model, not a curated record.